This is a messenger RNA of Xenopus laevis (African clawed frog), 1755 nucleotides long. It is a transcript of the gene cwc25.L, whose product is annotated as CWC25 spliceosome-associated protein homolog L homeolog. Gene Ontology annotation, biological process: mRNA splicing, via spliceosome. Gene Ontology annotation, cellular component: nucleus; U2-type spliceosomal complex. The record is from RefSeq and is marked provisional. Lineage: Eukaryota; Metazoa; Chordata; Amphibia; Anura; Pipidae.
GUGAGUGAGACGGAAGCAGUGAAUCAAACCGAGGGAGCUUCGCUGGAGCCAUGGGCGGGGGAGAUCUGAACCUGAAGAAGAGCUGGCACCCCCAGACCCUGCGCAAUGUGGAGAAGGUGUGGAAAGCAGAACAGAAACAUGAAGCCGAGAGGAAGAAGAUUGAGGAACUCCAAAAGGAGCUGCGGGAGGAGAGAACCAGGGAAGAGAUGCAGAGAUAUGCCGAGGAUACAGGAGCUGUUAAGAAAAAAGAUGAGAAACUGGACUGGAUGUACCAAGGCCCAGGGGGCUCAGUGAACCGUGAGGAGUAUCUCCUGGGGAGACCCGUGGACAAAUACAUCCUGGAUAAAAUGAAGGAACCAGAAACCGGACCCUCUUCUGACACUGGAUUGCUCCCCGGCUCCAUAUUUUCAGGAGCUGGGGGCAAUUCCACCCUGGACCUAGCAAACAAGAUCCGCGAGGAUCCGCUCUUCAUGAUCAGGAAGAGAGAAGAUGAGAAAAAGAGAGAAGUCCUGAAAAAUCCUGUAAAGAUGAAGAAGAUUCGAGAAAUGCUGCAGAGCAGCCUGGAGAAAAAGAGCAAGAAAAAGAAGGAGAAAAAGAAGCGGAGAAAGGAGAGAAUGGAAACUUCCAGCAGUGAGGAGGACAGCAGCGAUGAAGAGGAAGGCCGUAGCAGAAAUAAGUCUCACAAGCACCACAAGCAUUCUCCAUCCCCUCCGGCUCGGCACAGGGUGCCUGGAUACGGCCUGCAGGUCAGAGAUCAUAGACAAGGCAGCAGAGAAGAGCACACAAAUAAGGACAGAGUCCGGGCACAUUCUCGGAGCCCCGACCAUGAGAGCAAGGGGUCUAAGACUGGCGGCUCAUACGGAGGGCGGAAAAGAAGUCCCUCCCCGCGGAAGCAGGAGCCAUACAGGAGACAACGGCCGUCAGCUUAUACCAAGAAACUCUCUGCUGAGGAACUUGAACGGCGGAGGCAGGAGAUGAUGGAAGAUGCCCAACAGAGAGAGAAGGAAAGAGAGUGGAAUGUCAGAAGGUACAAACAGGAGGAAGAGAAAGAUGAGAAGAAGGGGAAACAGAAGAAGGAGAGCAAGUUUAUACAUCAAAUGAAGCUCGAGAGCGCGGCCUCGUCAUCAGUGGAGGACAGAGUCAAACGCAACAUUCAUGGGAUCCAACGGACGUCUGCAGCCCUGGAAAGGAGCUUUAUGAAAAGAUGAUCUCUCAGGGAUCCAUUCAUUCAUCUGGUGCCUCCCACCCAUCAAAAUUGGCUCAUAUUUUUUCACCAUGCUUCCAAAGGUGUUCCUUUUCCUCCUCCAGAAAACAUGGGGGAACCUUCUUUCUCAUAUUUAUGCUGGUCACCUCUAUGCUGUAACAGGGUGUUGGUAUAAUUGGAUUUUAAAGUGCGAUCUUACAAACUUUCUCCAAGUGCAUCAGCCAACCAAAUUUUGCACCAUUCCUCUUCAACUGUUGGGCAGCUGCAGAAAGGCACGGUGUGGUUGGGGUUAAAUUCCAGUGCCCAUGUUCCUGGACCCUGGCUUUCAUUGGGCAUGCUCCUGACCAGUCAUCCUGCUGGCAAGAGGAUAUUUCCCCUACUCUUGGAAGCAGAUAUUGGAUUCCACUAAAAAUCCAUGGCCUGACAUGUUGGGAUAAGCAAUGGCAUGCCUUCAUGAAAUGGAGCGGAUCUCACACGUUGUGUACAUACAUGGUUUUUGCUUUGUUCACAGUGUUUCAUUUUUUAUUAAAGUAUUCUGUUUUAAACUUAAA